This is a messenger RNA of Centruroides sculpturatus (bark scorpion), 1948 nucleotides long. RefSeq names its product tRNA dimethylallyltransferase-like. Bases 115 to 1494 code for a protein of 459 amino acids. Lineage: Eukaryota; Metazoa; Arthropoda; Arachnida; Scorpiones; Buthidae. The record is from RefSeq and is a predicted model, not a curated record. Gene Ontology annotation, molecular function: tRNA dimethylallyltransferase activity; zinc ion binding; nucleic acid binding. Gene Ontology annotation, biological process: tRNA modification. Gene Ontology annotation, cellular component: mitochondrion. The transcript is spliced from 12 exons.
ACGAAGUAGAGAACACGUGCUUCGAUUUUCAUAAUGGUUUUUAAAACAUGUUUUACAUCUAUUUAGCAGUUUUUAGUGAAUUUAUAUAGGAUAAACAAUGUUUGGCGUUAAAUAAUGAAUAUAUUAAGAAUGACUUCUUCAAAUAAAUUACCGAUUGUGGUGGUAAUAGGAGCCACGGGAUGUGGUAAAUCGAAAUUAGCUAUCGAACUGGCCAAAAUUUUCAAUGGGGAAGUAAUUAGUGCUGAUUCUAUGCAGGUGUAUAAAGGAUUAGAUAUUAUCACUAAUAAAGCUACGAAGGAAGAACAACAAGGAAUUCCUCAUCAUUUAUUAGAUUUUGUUAAUCCUUUCAAAAGAUUUAUGAUUACAGAUUUUUCAAACCUUGCUCUGCCUUUAAUUGAUAACAUAAUACAGAGGAAAAAAUUGCCCAUUAUAGUUGGUGGAACAAACUACUAUAUAGAAUCAUUACUGUGGAAAGUUUUAGUACCAAAAGAAUUGGUGGAUAAUUCGUUUUGUGGGAGCAGUCAAGAAGAGAACAUUAAUAUAAAUUCCAAUAGUACCUUUGAAAAAAAUAAUUCAAAUUCAUUCAAUAAUAAUCUUCCAGAAGAUAAGAUUUCUGACAUUCAAAAUGUUAAAAAAAUCUUUCAAGUGCCUAUAGAUUUUGAUACCUUGGACAAUAUUUCAAGUCAAGAGCUUCAUGAUAUGUUAAGGAUAAUAGAUCCCAAAAUGGCAAAUACACUUCAUCCCAACGAUAGAAGGAAAAUCAUAAGAAGUCUUCAAAUUUACCAACAGCAGGGUGUCACCCACAGCCAACUUUUAGAAGAACAGAAAACCGAAAGCGGAAGUAGCUGUUAUGGGGGACCACUGAGAUUUAAGAAUACUUGCAUUUUAUUUAUACAGUGCAAACAGAAUGUUUUGAACGAGCGCCUGGAUUCCCGUGUGGAUGACAUGAUUAAAAUGGGACUGAUCGAGGAAAUUCAGGGUUUUUACAAAGACUACAGAAAUUAUACUACAUCCAAUAACAUUCUGCCGGAUUACACUUACGGCAUCUUCCAGUCAAUAGGAUUUAAAGAAUUCCACAAGUAUCUAAUGCUUCCUGAUGAUGAGAAAGAAACAGAAGCUGGAAAGAAAUUAUUUGCAGAAGGUUUGUUUAUGAUGAAGUUGGUUACAAAACGCUAUUCGAGGAAACAACUCAAAUGGAUAAGAAACAGGUUUUUGAAACAAGAGCGUAAUGCUCCUCCAGUUUAUGGUUUGGAUGCCACCAACUUAAGUCUGUGGAAAGAGAAAGUCUUAGAUCCAGCUACCAUUGUCGUCAAUGCACUCCUUAAAAUCGUUCUUCGAAUGAGUGAGUGUGGAAUCAGUUUUAACUUGAUGAACAUAGACCUCCCAUUGAACCUUUACCAAUCAUACAGACACAAGCAAACAUUAAGCAGUUAUUUUUUUGUGACUUGUGUCAGAAGAGUGUCGUCGGUACAAUGGUUUGGGAAAAGCAUCUGAAGUCACGAAAGCAUGCAAAAAUGAAGAAGAGAGUGGCCAUGGAACAACAGAAAUGACCAAAAACUUCAUCUAUAUACUUUACUAAAAAUAUUUUGAACAUUACUCAAAACAAAACAAUUAUAAUGUUAUAAAAUCCAGAAUGGACCAUAUUCUGAAAAAUUAAUUUCCAUUUGGUUCUUUUAGUGUAGAAUCCAAUGAAAAAGUCUUUGAUUAUAUAAUUUAUUCCCCGAUGCCAAAAUAUCACCAUUACCUCAAGACAUAAUCAAAGGCUGCUUUUAUUUUUGGAUCUAUUUUUAAUUCAACAAAAUGUUUUGUGGAGUGAAAAGGUGUUAAUAAUAAUACAAAUUAAACCAGUUAUUAUUAUUGUCUUAAUUUAAAGUUUUGCAUUCUAAAAAAAAUAAAUACAUUAUAUGCAGUGUUUUGGCACAUUACCCAUUUGAGUGCUUACAAAAAA